Prorocentrum cordatum is the source of this 1478-nucleotide messenger RNA. Lineage: Eukaryota; Dinophyceae; Prorocentrales; Prorocentraceae. The record is from the annotation of a GenBank genome assembly.
AUGGCGGAGGCCGGGGCCGACCUGGGUCGGGAUCGGACGUCCAGCGAGAGGUCGGAGAUCUGGAGCUGGGCCGGCUGGCGAGCCGUCGGCGCGGCCGCCGGAGACGGCGACAGGCGCGACAGGGGCGACGAGAAGUAUGUCCCCGAGUGGGAUGGCAAGUCUGCGCCACCCCGCACCUUCGAGCGCCGGGUGAGGGUUUUUGAGCUGAACACUGUGAUCCCGCCUCGGCGGCGGGACGGCCGGCUGCUCUCCAGGCUCAAGGGGCAUGCCGAGACAAAGACACAUAAUCUCGACCCCUGGGCCCUCGAAGUGCCUGGCGGCGCCCGGGUGCUCUUGAGCUGCCUGCGCAGCAAGUGCGACCAGCAAGAGGCGCUGAUGGUCGGCACGCUGGUGGGCGAGUUAGUGGGGAAACUCGCGCGCAACGUCGGUGACGAGGCGCUGGACUUCGAGACGCGCUGCGAGACGAAGAUCCGCGAGCUGGGGGAGGCCAUGGACGAGCCUCUGAACAAGCACCUGAUGGCACACUACUUCUUGGAGAAGCUGCGAGUGGGAGGCGACGCGGACAGCCAAAUUAGCACGAGCGCCGGCAACGAGCUGGUCUACGAGAAGCUCCGGGACUCCGCCAUGGCAUGCCUGCCCCGCGUGUCGGUGCUGCGAAAGACGUCGACCCUGCCGCCGAGCGCGGGCGGCGGGGGCGGUGCUCGCCGGGAGUGCCUGAGCCGGAACCGUCGAAGGCCAGGGCGGGCCGCUGGCCGCGGUGGGGGUCGCGCCGUACACGCGGUGCGCGGCGACCAGGAGGGCGACCCUGAUGAGGCCGCUGACGACGACGGCGAGUGGCCCGAAGACGUAGAGUGCCACGCGGAGAUGGGCUCCGAGGGCGAUCUGGGAGCGGAAGAGGCGGCUGAGCACGAACACGUUCUUGAGGAGCAGCUGGCCUUCCAGACGGACAGCGCGGCGAUGAUGGCCCAGGCGAAGAAGGCCCGCGCCGAGGCGGAGUGGGCGCGCGACUUCUACCGCGGCGGCGCAAAGGGAGGCAGCAGCGCGAACACUGAGCGAGUCAAGAAGCCCAUCGAGCCAGUGGCCGUGGUGAGUCAGCCCGUCGGCGAGGCGGAGCUGACUCCAGAGGAGGAACCCACGUUCGUGGACCCACGGCGCGUGCUGAUCACCGAGACCGGCGACGAGCUGUGGCUGCCAAGUUCGCGGCGGAAUUUCUCUGGCACAGGUAGCGCGAUCUACGGCCGCGCGGCGGUGUCGGCGCCCGUGGAAUGGGGCGGCGAGGGAGUCGUGGUCCGCAUCGGCUUUUUGGGCGAGGAUGUGACCCCACUGAUCUCGGGCGGUGCCCUGAUGGAGCUGGAGGCGCGCAUCCGCGUGGUGAGGGGAGAGAUCACCGCGGGCACGGUCGGCAGGGGCCGAUUGCCGCUCGGGGGGCUGAGCUCGGGGCACAUGGCGACGUCUGCCCUCGACUGCGGGUCGACGGG